CACAGAGCGUCGGUGAUCGCUCAGAUUGUUGCUGGAAGGAGACAGCGUCGUCGUCUAACGAGAGUCGCGGCGUCUUACAGUGGUUCCUCCCGCGCUCGUGAAGUGUCCUUGGCUUCUCGGCUGCAGGCCCUGGAAAGAGGCGUAUCGAGGCGGCUCGAGAACGAUCCUGAGCACCCAAGCGUUUCCCUUGUCACCCACACAGCGCCAUGUCUUGGAUGUUCAAGAGAGAUCCUGUUUGGAAGUAUUUGCAGACUGUCCAAUACGGAGCCCAUGGAAAUUUUACACGCCUUUCAUAUCCAACUUUCUUUCCUCGUUUUGAAUUCCAAGAUAUUAUCCCUCCAGACGACUUUCUAACUAGUGAUGAAGAACUAGAUUCGAUUUUAUUUGGAACUUUGAGAGGUCAUGUAGUUGGACUACGCUAUUACACAGGAGUAGUUAAUAAUAACGAAAUGGUUGCAUUACAACGAGAGCCUAAUAACCCCUAUGAUAAGAAUGCGAUUAAAGUAAACAAUGUGAAUGGAAAUCAGGUUGGACAUUUAAAGAAAGAUCUUGCAGCUGCAUUGGCCUAUAUCAUGGACAACAAAUUGGCACAAGUCGAAGGGGUAGUUCCUUUCGGUGCAAACAAUGCUUUUACCAUGCCUCUGCAUAUGAGUCUUUGGGGAAAAGAAGAAAAUAGAAAAGCAGUUUUAGAUCAGUUGAAGAAACAUGGAUUUAAAUUGGGUCCUACACCAAAAACUUUAGGAUUCAGUUUGGAAAGCAGUUGGGGCUCUGGAAGAGCUGGGCCAAGCUAUAGUAUGCCAGUUCAUGCUGCAGUACAGAUGACAACUGAACAGCUUAAAACAGAAUUUGACAAAUUGUUUGAAGAUUUAAAAGAAGAUGAUAAAACUCAUGAAAUGGAACCAGCUGAGGCUAUUGAAACACUAUUGCUUCCACAUCAAAAACAAGCUCUAGCUUGGAUGGUUUCACGGGAAAACAGUAAAGAACUUCCACCAUUCUGGGAACAGCGAAGUGACUUAUACUAUAACACAAUAACAAAUUUUUCUGAGAAGGAUCGACCAGAUAAUGUCCACGGAGGAAUUUUAGCUGAUGAUAUGGGUUUGGGCAAAACUCUGACAGCCAUUGCAGUAAUUCUUACCAACUUUCAUGAUGGCAAACCUCUUCCUGUUGAAAGAGUUAAAAAAAGUCAACCAAAGAAGGAAUGUAAUGUUAACGAUGAAUCUAUGAAACUUGAAGGAAGCAGUACCAGUGAAAAGACAGAUGGACUAUUCAAAGGAUCUAGAUGUAGUGGAGAACCCAGUAUUUCAGAUGUCAAGGGAAAGAAUAAAUAUUCCAAGUCAGUAUUGUCUGGCACCCGCUCCAAAAGAAGAAAAAUUGCUGUCCAGUACACUGAAAGCAGUGAUUCAGAGGAAAUUGAAACAAGUGAAUUGCCACAGAAAAUGAAAGGCAAACUGAAAAAUGUACAAUCAGAGACUAAAAACAAAGUAAAAGCAGGAUCUUCUAAGGUUAAAGAAGAUGCAGAAUUUGCAUGUGCACUUACUUCAUCUACCCCUGCAACAAAAAAGAAAGUGUUGAAAAAGGGAGCAUCUGCAGCGGAAGGUUCAAAGAAAACUGAUGUCGAAGAGAGAUCUAGAACAACACUGAUCAUAUGUCCACUUUCUGUGUUAAGCAACUGGAUUGACCAGUUUGGACAACAUAUAAAAUCAGAUGUGCACUUGAAUUUCUAUGUUUAUUAUGGUCCUGAUCGUAUUAGAGACCCAGCCUUGCUUUCAAAACAGGAUAUUGUUUUGACCACAUACAAUAUUUUAACUCAUGACUAUGGAACGAAAGGUGAUAGUCCAUUGCAUAGCAUAAGAUGGCUAAGAGUGAUCCUGGAUGAAGGACAUGCCAUACGAAAUCCAAAUGCUCAGCAGACAAAAGCUGUUCUUGAUUUAGAAGCAGAAAGAAGAUGGGUAUUAACAGGUACUCCAAUUCAGAAUUCUUUAAAGGACUUGUGGUCUCUUCUUUCCUUUUUAAAACUUAAACCAUUUAUUGAUAGAGAGUGGUGGCAUAGAACAAUACAGCGUCCUGUCACAAUGGGAGAUGAAGGAGGACUUAGGCGUUUACAGUCCCUAAUUAAAAAUAUUACACUUAGAAGAACAAAGACAAGCAAAAUUAAAGGAAAACCUGUUUUGGAGUUACCAGAACGUAAAGUAUUUAUUCAGCACAUUACACUUUCAGAUGAAGAGAGAAAGAUUUAUCAGUCUGUGAAAAAUGAAGGCAGAGAUACUAUUGGAAGGUAUUUUAAUGAAGGGACUGUGCUUGCACACUAUGCAGAUGUCCUGGGUCUUUUGCUUAGAUUGCGGCAGAUUUGUUGUCAUACUCAGCUCCUUACAAAUGCAGUGUCUUCCAGUGGUCCCUCAGCCUUUUCUCUAGGAAAUGAUACACCCGAAGAACUACGAAAGAAGUUAAUAAAGAAGAUGAAGUUAAUUCUGAGCUCAGGUUCCGAUGAAGAAUGUGCAAUUUGCUUGGAUUCUUUAACAGUUCCUGUCAUAACACAUUGUGCACAUGUCUUCUGUAAACCCUGUAUUUGCCAAGUCAUUCAGAAUGAACAGCCACAUGCUAAAUGCCCUUUAUGCAGAAAUGAUAUACAUGGUGAUAAUUUAUUAGAAUGUCCUCCAGAAGAAUUGGCUUGUGACACUGAGAAAAAGUCUAACAUGGAAUGGACAUCCAGUUCAAAGAUUAAUGCCUUAAUGCAUGCAUUGAUUGACUUAAGAAAGAAGAACCCCAACAUAAAAAGUUUAGUUGUUUCUCAGUUUACGACGUUUCUGUCUUUAAUAGAAACACCACUAAGAGCUUCCGGAUUUGUGUUUACUCGUUUGGAUGGUUCAAUGGCCCAAAAGAAAAGAGUUGAAUCCAUUCAGUGUUUUCAAAACACUGAAGCCGGAUCUCCAACUAUAAUGCUUCUAUCCUUAAAAGCAGGUGGAGUUGGUUUGAAUCUCUCUGCAGCUUCUCGGGUGUUUUUAAUGGAUCCAGCCUGGAAUCCAGCUGCUGAAGAUCAGUGCUUUGACAGAUGCCAUAGACUUGGCCAGAAGCAGGAAGUUAUCAUCACAAAAUUUAUUGUGAAGGACUCUGUUGAAGAAAAUAUGCUGAAAAUACAAAACACAAAGAGAGAACUUGCAGCUGGAGCCUUUGGAACUAAAAAAACAAACGCUAACGAAAUGAAACAAGCUAAAAUUAAUGAAAUUAGAACUUUAAUUGAUUUAUAAUUUGUGAGAUUUUGGUAAGGUCAAUUUGAUCAGACAUACAGAAGUUUGGGAAAUAAGAAAAAUACAGUUUUAGAAAUGAGAUCUAAUAUGUCUUCUAAAAGGGGCAUAUUUUAUAUCAGUAAAGAGGUAUUACUGAUACAUAAUUUCUGCUAUAUAUAAACCUAUUUUUAAUACUUCAAAUAGCAAUAAGUUCUCUUAUAUACUGUGGCCUAAAAUAAUUUUUUGAGGAAAAAAAUACUUUGUUAUUCAACUUUUCAUAGUAUCUCUGUUGAGUAUUUUCAUAUAUCUUCCACAUACUCAGCUUUUUCAUAUUUCAAGUAACGUCAAACCUUUUAUACUUUUGACCAAAUAGUUAUUUUCUAUGUUGGACACAUUUGCUUUUUCACCAAAGCUUCCCAUUUGUGAUGCAGUGGAUUCAACAGUCCUUAAAAAAGAUUAGUACAUACACAGACCAUAUAAGAGAUUGAUUUUUUUUUUUUUUUAUGCCUACAGCACCCGGUCUUCCUAGGUGGUCUCCCAUCCAAGUACUAACCAAGAGAUUGAUUUUUUAUUGGACUUUCGAAAACCAUAUUUGCAUUUCAGAACCAAACCUUAAAAUGUGAAACCAAAGUCCAGAUUAGUAAGUUUUUUUUUUUUACAGUUUUAUUGAAAUAUAAUUCACAUAAGUAACUUGCAAUUUUAUGUUCAUGAAAAAUAUUAGGGACUGUGUUAGACCACUAUUAUCUCCAUUUUAGUCAGGUGGUACUGUUCAUUGUUUAAAUGUAACUUGGUAUGUUAGUGUGUAAAUACAGUCUGUGGGGGUAAGAGGGAACAAAUUCUACCCAAUUUGAUUUGAAUAUUUAAAUUAUGGAAUUGCUGAAUAGAUAUUUCUAUAUAUAGAUAAUUUUUAUUUAUGUAGGUUUUUUUUGAAAUAACUUUAUAAAGUUUUAUAAUUCAGAAGACUACUAUUUGUGAGAGGCGUGAUAUCUGGAUGACCCCCAAAAUCAUUUUAACUCUUAAAGACAUGUUAAUUAUGAAUGGAAAAAUUUCUUUGCUAUUAUAUUUAGAAUCAGAAUUUGAUUUUGGUCCUUCAGUAGUUCAUCCUUACAUCUUUCUGUAGAAUUAAUCAUCCUUUUGUUACUUUUUUGUUAAUAAUCAAACUCACAGUAGUUGCUACAGAAUUCUUGAUGAUUGAGUCACAUUUAAAACAAAUAAGCUAUAAUUUAGCAGUUAGGUUAAGAAGUUGGUGGUAUUUUUUUCCUUAAGGGAUUUUUUUUUUUAAUCCAAAGAAGAGAUUACUUACUAUAACAGGAGAAGCUUGAUACCUAAUGAUAGAGACUUAAGAACACCUUAUAUUUUACUUACUAGUGUUAGAAGUGACUUGACUGAAAGAUAGGCGAUUGGAGGCAAUGUUGUGUUCUAGGGCACACAUCUAAAGUAUGUGUUAAAUCUGUCAACAGCUAAGUCCUCCCCUCCUUGUGCCCUGUCUCUUGCUCCAAGGAAACAUUAGGAAGAAUCUUUUGCCCAGUCCCUUUUCUUUUAGCAGCAGGUGAGGCAGAGGGCUGAUGAAAAGGACCAAUAGGACUUUCUGCAGGGAUGAGCGUGAAAUAAUUUGGAGUUGGUUCAAUAGCAUUAGGAGCAAUAGGGAAGUUCUUUACCUUGUAGGACUAACAUGCAAAAAAUCGGGUUGAUCAGCAUCUCAUGAAAUACAAUAUGUAGGUUCUCUAUAUAGCAGUAUUCCAGAGAGGUUAAGUACAAAGUUUUCAACAAAAAAUACCACCAUCUAUUUGCUUACAAAAGUGAAGACUUUGCUUGCUUCUUUACCCAAAUAUUUACAGACUUGUGUUUUAAAACAUAUUUAUGAUGAUAAAUUGGGCAAGUGGCUAAAAAUAUACCUGUUUUUGAACAGUUCUAUUAUGGUGUUAAAAAAACAAAUUUAAUUCAUCCUAAGAAAAUAUAUAAACCACUGGAAUGAAAAAUUCACAUUAUACUAUGCUGUAAAUUCUGUUUCAUUAUUAUGUAGAAUGAUAGCUUUAGAAAUAUCUCAGACAUUGUAUUCCACUUGUUCAAACUGGAUUUUGUUUUACAUUUAAAAUCAAUAAAAAUUUCAAAUAUUUA
Pteropus alecto (black flying fox) is the source of this 5342-nucleotide messenger RNA. RefSeq names its product helicase like transcription factor (gene HLTF). The record is from RefSeq and is a predicted model, not a curated record. Lineage: Eukaryota; Metazoa; Chordata; Mammalia; Chiroptera; Pteropodidae. Gene Ontology annotation, molecular function: hydrolase activity, acting on acid anhydrides, in phosphorus-containing anhydrides; zinc ion binding; nucleic acid binding. The transcript has 26 exons. Bases 207 to 3245 code for a protein of 1012 amino acids.